UUGUCGUAUGUUCCGUGGGCUUUAUCAACAAUCACACAUCUUCAGUCAAUUAGUUGAGUAAAUUCGCCAUUGGCUCAUGUGGAAGGAACACAAACACAGUUGAGACAAAGAUUAAAGUUGAUAUAAUUAAUCUUUUUCGAUGAGAAAGUUGUUUUUCUCCUUACUUAAACUUAGGGCAUAAGCAUGUAUCAAAAUAACAGAAACGUACCGGGAUCAUAUAGGUUAAGAAGCAACGAUAUUUAAAUAUUAUUAUCAAUUCGACGAGUCAUGGAUAAAAAUAAUCUGGCUUUGAUUUUGAUUCAACUAUAUUUAGGCUUGAUCGAGUCCCAGACUCCCUCGAACAUAACGUGCUACUCUCCUCGCCCGUUCAACCCAUCAUGUACAGACAAGUACGCUGCCUUGCCAGGCCACCUGAACUGCGAAGACCUCGGACAUCUCACGGGAGAGCCAAUACCACUUCCUGACAGCGAAAUGGAGGAUAUCGCAAAUCAGCAUAACCGUGUCCGUUCCAAUGUUACUCCUCGGGCGUCAAACAUGUUAGUCAUGCAUACCAAUGCGGGACUUGUGUCUGCUGCCAGACGAUGGGCGAGACGUUGUACGGCAGACAGCACGUGGUGCCAGCGUUCCACUCCAGGUGCGUUCAUUCCCGGACAGAACUCUUUGUUCAGCCCCACUGCAAUCACAUGGACGGACGUCAUAGCGGCGUGGGAGGCGGAGAAGACACAUUUCACGUACGGAGGGCCGGGGAAUGACGCGGCCUUGAUAGGCAAUUAUACACAGAUGAUCUCGGCCGAGACGGUUUCAAUAGGCUGUGGCGCUGCGGACUGUGGUGGACGAUACCUGUAUAUCUGCCUCUAUGUCCCACUAUUGGAUACAGCAAAGCUUGACCGGCCAUUCAAAGCAUCAAACAUCACAGGAGGCUGUGACGAUUGUGCAAGUCAUUCUAACACUACCAUUGGACUUUGUGAUUUCAACAAGCUUCUCUGUCUGGGAGGCUCGAGUCUCAACAUGACCUCCGGCACCUGUGACUGCAUCCAGACUGUUCCGCACGGCACCUACACAAGGACCAUAUGUGACCUGGUAUGCAUCGGGUCUAACGACACUGAUCCAGAGUGUUUAACGACACUUCGAGGCACGUGCGGCACGAAGCUAACCACGAUGUUCCGGUGUCCGUGGAUGUGCAACGUCUGUCCGUAUUCCGAUGCUAAAUGGAACGUCAGUGCGAUAUCCAGAAUGCCUUGGGAGAAGGGACUUCCGGUGUGCAACACUGCGUGGAACCAGCGUAACCUGGGCGUGUCAUCCAAGCAGCAUCAAUUCCUGUUGCUGACUUUCUUAGCAACGACGUGUGCGAUGAUUUUGUUCCAGUACAACAAUUACAAACAAACAGUCAAACUGCAUGUCAUAUUAGUAAAACUAUAUGUGGUUCAUGGAUUCAUUGUAAUUGAUUGGACUUAAUGCGCGUACUCGAUUUGUUAAUUAUAAUACUAGUGGCAUGUUAUUAAAGUGAUUGAAUUAUAA
Dreissena polymorpha is the source of this 1518-nucleotide messenger RNA. RefSeq names its product cysteine-rich venom protein ENH2-like. The transcript has 11 exons. The record is from RefSeq and is a predicted model, not a curated record. NCBI's taxonomy places the organism in Eukaryota, Metazoa, Mollusca, Bivalvia, Myida, Dreissenidae. The coding region runs from base 268 to 1455 and encodes 395 amino acids.